This is a messenger RNA of Dinoponera quadriceps, 3086 nucleotides long. RefSeq names its product solute carrier family 28 member 3 (gene CNT2). The coding region runs from base 631 to 2448 and encodes 605 amino acids. The transcript has 12 exons. Gene Ontology annotation, cellular component: membrane. Lineage: Eukaryota; Metazoa; Arthropoda; Insecta; Hymenoptera; Formicidae. Gene Ontology annotation, biological process: nucleoside transmembrane transport. Gene Ontology annotation, molecular function: nucleoside:sodium symporter activity. The record is from RefSeq and is a predicted model, not a curated record.
UCCACCUAGACACUAAUUUUCAGUUGCUUCGGAGUUUAUCUCGUUGCGCGUAAGCUACGAAACAGGUAUUCUCGCUACGGUAUACUCGUACGUACGUCAUCCUUCGCUGUCGACUCUCUCCUUCACCGAAUCACGUGCCUCGAGUAUUAAUCGGUGAACCUCGGCGUAAUUAUCGAUAUCUGAUCGGCCGAUACCGCGAUCCAACGGAAUUAGUAACGAAGAACUAACUAAUCCACGAGCUACGAGACUACAAGAGCGACUCGACGGGAACUACUGAAAGGCAAACCACCGAGUUCGAAAUAUCUCGUUGUAUUAUGUAACGUUAUUUUUACGUAAACUACUGCACGUUAUUCGUACGUAAACGCAAGUGUACAAAGAUUACGGGGCCGUGAAAUGCGCUCGAAGUUUUAUAACACGUUCUGUUAUCAAUGUUCUAUCUGCCGAACGAUCUCAACGAGACUUUGAAGUGUCUAAGUGAAGAGAAAUUCGUCCGACAUUGACACAGGAAUGAUCGUUAUUUCUGUCGCGUAUCGACAUAUUUUUCCGAUUCGCGUCAGUGUUGCGAAAAGUGCGACAAAAGACAGAUACGUCUUAGCGUAUAUUGUGCGGUGAAGUGUACAACGGCGAACCAUGUCUGGCAGAGUGAAUCAGGCGUUUGAUGAUAACCAAUUAGAUGAAUUGGAGAGUGGCCGCCGGAAAAGCGGGAUCUUCACGAAUGAAAAUGUUGCUUCUCAUCGCGAGCCGAGUGGUUAUUGGGCGGCCAAAUGGAAGGCGAUCGAGGCUUUCGCCUCGAAACACCGAAGGAUCAUCGAGCUCAUUUUGAAGAUUUUCGGCGUGAUAUUCUUGAAUCUUCUCAUCCUAGGCUAUAUAAUCUACGCAGGCAUAUAUUGGAAAAGCACACCCUCGGGAAAGAAAUGCGAUUUCGGGUGGUGCGGUGGCUACGGUAUGCUGCUCAUAAUCGCGGGGAUCGUUUACGUCGGCCUAAUUUACUUCUUGAUCGUGAAACGGUAUUUCGGAAAACGCAUCGCGCGAUACUGCCGACCAAUGACGAGUUUCUGGGUGCGCUUGCGAGAUACCAAGUACGGGAGACGCUUAGGAGGAACGAUAUUCUGUUUGAUCGUGUUCAUUGCCAUCAUUAUUUUCCUUGUUAUCGAUACCGCGGAAUCAAGAGAGAGAUUAAUUAGUGGCUUCGGAGUUAUCGUCAUACUGGGACUGGGAUUUGUAUUCUCCAAAUAUCCGAGACAGAUCAACUGGAGACCCGUCAUCUUGGGGCUGUUUUUGCAAUUCACCCUUGGGCUAAUCACGAUUCGAUGGUCCGUCGGACGCAGCAUCUUUGAAUGUGUGUCCGGCAGAGUGGCCUCCUUUUUGGAGUUCGCUAAAGACGGCGCCAGAUUCGUCUUCUCGGAGGACUUGGUCAACAAGGGAGUUUUCGCGUUCGCCGUGUUGCCCGUGAUCUUUUUCUUUAGUUUCAUAGUGCAAGUCUUGUCGUAUGUCGGCGCUAUGCAAUGGUUUAUCUUGAAACUAGGAUGGGUCCUGCAAAGGAUAAUGGACACGACUCUGUGUGAGUCGAUAAGCGCCGUCGCCAACCCCUUCAUCGGCAUGUCGGAAUCUCCCCUGCUGAUCAAACCGUACCUGAGCAAGCUGACGUCCUCGGAGUUACACGCGAUAAUGUGCUCGGGAUAUUCCACGGUUUCCGGUUCGAUAUUAGCCGCUUACAUCGCGUUCGGCGCGCAACCGGUCUACCUGAUCACCGCCUCCGUGAUGUCCGCGCCCGCGUCUCUGUGCUACUCCAAACUCUUUUACCCGGAGACCGAGCAGAGCCAAACGAAAUUCGAGAACAUGAAGCUCGAGAAAUCAACGGACACCAGCAUCUUGGACGCCGCUACCAACGGCGCGUUAGCCGCGCUCCCGAUCGUCCUGGGCAUCAUCGCGAACAUCGUGGCCUUCGUCUCCUUUGUCGCCUUCUUCAACGCUUUGCUCUCUUGGUUCGGAGGUCUCGUCGGCUAUGAGGCUCUGUCUCUCGAGAUCAUCCUGGCGAAGGUGUUCAUGCCUCUGAGUUGGGUCAUGGGCGUUCCUUGGGAGCAGUGCGAAGACGUGGGCACGUUGAUAGGUCUCAAGACAGUGGUCAAUGAAUUGGUCGCCUACCAGAAGAUGGGCGAAUUCAAGAAGCAGGGCAGGAUAUUCGGGAGGUCGGAGACGAUCGCCACAUUUGCGGUGUGCGGUUUUGCAAACCCCGGAUCGAUCGGUAUCAUGAUCGGCAUCCUCGCCUCUUUGGCGCCGGAGAAGAAGGAGCAAAUCACCAGUGUGGUGGUACGAGCCUUCUUCGCCGGCAGCGCCGUCUGCUUUCUCACCGCCAGCAUCGCCGGCAUGCUGAUCGACGAGAUCUCGUUUUCGAAUUCGACGAUAAUAUCAAACGUCACCGAAACACUGAGUACUUCCUUGCUGUGAAUUGCGUAACAAGAUUUCCGUUUGGAUUACCUUACGGUACUUUACACGCUCGGGAUGAAACGCCGAUCAUUUCGUCUCGGGGAUCUUCGCUCUGAGAGGAAACGACACUCACCAAGGAGCUCGUUUCUCAAAUCAAGCAAUUAGCGUUAAUUUAAAUAGGUAGCGAUAUGGAUGAAGAAGAGGCAGGUUAUAGUAUUGUUACGUUCCCUCCCUUUAUCUCCGAUGAGUUUUCAUACAAUACUGUUAUAGAAACAUCGAAAUACAGAUUGUAAAUAAUACAUGCGAGAUCACCGGUUCAACCGGGAUAGAGAAACGACGUGAUACUCAGACUUUUUCGCUUGGCGUAAUUAAUUAUGCGCGCAUGCGCUUUUAGCUGAAACGCGACCAGGUCGUCUUAUAAAAAAAGUGAUAUACUUAUCGUACGUGCGUACCUACUAUUUGUACAUCGUCAGUAUACGUAAAACUGUAAAUACCGCCCGCGUAAAAGAAGUACGUAUCCUCAAAACUGAGUGUGCUUAUUUUAUUACACCGAAAGUACGGUAAUUAUACGUAUAUCACAAUAUCUCCAGCGUGCGGAAUGUCGUGUGUCGUGUCUUGAGAAGCUAUGAAAACAUCGACAAAAUGCAGUAUCGCCUUUA